Fonsecaea multimorphosa CBS 102226 is the source of this 531-nucleotide messenger RNA. RefSeq lists its product as uncharacterized. Bases 1 to 531 code for a protein of 176 amino acids. The record is from RefSeq and is a predicted model, not a curated record. The transcript has a single exon. NCBI's taxonomy places the organism in Eukaryota, Fungi, Ascomycota, Eurotiomycetes, Chaetothyriales, Herpotrichiellaceae.
AUGAAGCUCAUCUUUGGUUUGCUCACUUGCGUUCUAAUCAUAGUCCAUGCUGUCCUCGCUCAAUCUGAAGCUGCCUUCACCGCCCACAACGGAACAAUCUCGCCAUUUCCGCUCGCUGAUGAUCUUCUUACAUUCAACAUUGGCAUUUUCGACCCGGUAUGCGGCCUGACAUACGAGGUGAAUAUCAGUGUCCAAAACCGCGGGGAUGCGUCCAAGACUAGCGACAACUGCAAUCUUCUCUACGACUACAUCACGAAUACAACCAGCAACGGGGAGUCAUCGAAGGAUGUCAAUGUAGUCUACACGUGUCCUGGCACUCCGGAGCCAACAGACCCAGAGGGCUAUGGUUCUCUCGAUAUCAAAUUUAUUCUCAACUGCCCUUCCGAUUUUGCAGAGGAUCAGACCCAGGAACCGGCUACCUUACAGCUCCUCAAUAUCCACGACGCUACCGACCUCACAGUGCCUGUCUCGAUUGGCUACGAAGUCUAUUCGAACUCAGCAAUCAUCUGGCAAUUCAUCAACUGCCCAUGA